Messenger RNA from Suillus subalutaceus, 1020 nucleotides. Its product is annotated as terpenoid synthase. The coding region runs from base 1 to 1020 and encodes 339 amino acids. The record is from RefSeq and is a predicted model, not a curated record. The transcript has 7 exons. Lineage: Eukaryota; Fungi; Basidiomycota; Agaricomycetes; Boletales; Suillaceae.
AUGUCAGUGUUUUACCUCCCAGACACCAUGGUCAACUGGCCCUGGCCUCGUACCAUCAACCCUCAUUUCAAAGAUGUGAAAAUUGAAGUCGAUGCUGCGUUUCGUGAUUUCAAGGCUCUGAGCCCUGAGUCACAGGAGGCAUUUGACAAGUGUGAUUUUGCCCGACUAGCAGCACUGGCUUAUCCGAAUGCACCAAGAGAACACCUCCGAAUCGGCUGUGAAUUGAUGAAACUUACUAAGGAAAUGGUGGACAUCGUACUCGAUGCCCUACACCAUCCCCAUAAGAUACGACCGGAAGGUGAAUGCAUCUUGGGUGAAAUCGUGCGACGAUAUUGGGCUCGUGCAAUCCAGACCUCGAGCCUGUCUUCUCAGCGUCAUUUCAUUGAUAGCUACACCGCAUACCUUCAUGCAGUAGUUGUCGAGGCUCGGGACCGCGAGCAUAGUCAUUGCCGAAGUAUCGAUGAUUAUCUCAAGCUCCGACGGGACACGUGUGGCGCCAAAUCUGCUUUUGCAAUAUAUGAAAUGGGAAUGGAGUUUCCUGACGAAGUGUUCUACCAUCCUAACAUCGCGGAACUGGUUGAAUGUAUCGUAGAACUGAUUUUGAUCGACAACGACAUGGCCUCGUACAACAGAGAGCAAGCAACUGGGGACGAAAACCAUAACUUGAUCACUGCUAUCAUGUUGGAACUUGGCCUCGAUAGAAGCGGUGCGAUGGCUUGGGCAGCACGCUAUCACACUCAAGUCGAGAAGCGGUUUAUCGACGGUCUUGCACAGGUCCCUUCGUUUGGAACUUGCACCGACGUCCUCGUCAAGUAUUUUGAUGGGAUAGCAACCUGGGCUCGAGCAAACCACUGUUGGAGUUACGAGAGUCAAAGAUACUUUGGCACUAAGGGCGCAGAGAUACAGCGAAGUAGGACUGUCCCGUUGUUACCGAAGGUCAACUGCAGCGACGCAUCCUCGGUGGCGAAGGUCAAUGUUGCCGAUUUAUCGAAUAUCGAUGCCGCAGUGCACCGCGAGUAA